UUUUGUUUUUAGAUUUUAGUUUGCGUUGUGUGCUGUUUAUUUCCUGACACAAUGCAUCUACAUACUCUAGGAUUUUGCUUUUCUGUUUUAUUGUUGCUUCAAAUAGUUGUUGGUCAAGCUGAUUAUGGCACAGCACUUACAAAAUCUAUAUUGUAUUAUGAGGCUCAAAGAUCUGGAAAGUUACCUACUACUCAGAGAGUCACAUGGAGAGGCGAUUCCGGUCUAAAAGAUGGUAGCGACGCUGGUCUUGAUCUUACUGGAGGAUAUUAUGACGCUGGAGACAACGUGAAAUUUGGGUUUCCAAUGGCAUUCACAAUUACAAUGCUUUCAUGGAGUGUUGUUGAAUAUGCAAGCGAAUUAGAAGCAAAGAAUGAACUUUCGAAUGCCUUGGAUGCAAUUAAAUGGGGGACUGAUUACUUGUUGAAAGCUCAUGUUCAUAGCGAGACAGACGGAACAGAUACUCUUUACGGUCAAGUUGGAGAAGCUCAACCUGACCACAAUUGCUGGGAGAGGCCAGAAGACAUGGAUACACCAAGGAAUGCUUAUAUGAUUAGUGCUGAGCAUCCUGGUGCUGAUUUAGCUGGUGAAACCUCGGCUGCCUUUGCUGCUGCAUCCAUCGUUUUUAAGACAUCUGAUCCUAGUUAUUCUGCUGAACUUCUAAAGCGCGCUACACAGCUCUACAAUUUUGCUCGCAAUAACCAUGGACUGUACCAUUUAAGCAUCCCAGGAGCAGAUCAAUUUUAUCCAAGUAGUGGAUUUGAGGAUGAAUUAUCAUGGGCGGCCAGUUGGCUUUACCGUGCCACAGAGGAACAAACGUACUUAGGUUUCCUUCUGUCAGUAGAAACUGGUUGGAUUCAUCACACAUUUUGUUGGGAUAAUAAGUUCACAGGCGUGCAAGUCCUAAUGGCAAAGCUUGUUUUGGAGGGGAAAGUAAAAGACUCUGAUAAAGCUCAAGUAUAUAAAAGUAAUGCCGAAGACUUUGUAUGUGCAGUCAUUCAGAAGGGUAACGACAAUAUUCAAAUGUCUGGAGGAGGAUCACUCUAUUGGCAACCUUGGAAUAACGUUCAGUACAUUACUGCCGGCCUUUUUAUCAUCACUGUUUAUUCCGACUACUUAAGGUCCGCUAAUUCCAAUCUCAACUGCCAAAACGAUGAAGCUACUCCUGAUGAACUUAACGAUUUUGUCAAAUCACAGGUGGACUACAUUUUAGGUUCAAACCCAAUAAAAAUGAGUUACAUGGUGGGCAUGGGAUCAAAUUAUCCACAAAAUGUUCAUCACAGAGGGGCUUCAAUUGUUUCGAUCAAGACAGAUUCAACACCAGUGACUUGUAAAGGAGGUUAUGACAUCUGGUUUAACAAAGAUGCACCAAAUCCAAAUGUUUUGGAAGGUGGACUUGUUUCGAGUAAUCUGCAAGAUACAUACGAGGACUCAAGAAGUAACUUCCAACAAGCCGAACCCGCAACCGCCAACACAGCUCCAUUGGUUGGUGUUUUAGCAAGACUAGCCUAGUUGGUUGUUGAUGUAUUUUUACUUCUUUUAUUU
This is a messenger RNA of Papaver somniferum (opium poppy), 1542 nucleotides long. Its product is annotated as endoglucanase 13-like. The record is from RefSeq and is a predicted model, not a curated record. Lineage: Eukaryota; Viridiplantae; Streptophyta; Magnoliopsida; Ranunculales; Papaveraceae. The transcript is spliced from 6 exons. Gene Ontology annotation, molecular function: hydrolase activity, hydrolyzing O-glycosyl compounds. Gene Ontology annotation, biological process: carbohydrate metabolic process. The coding region runs from base 52 to 1509 and encodes 485 amino acids.